Molecule: messenger RNA, 570 nt
Organism: Eubalaena glacialis (North Atlantic right whale)
Lineage: Eukaryota; Metazoa; Chordata; Mammalia; Artiodactyla; Balaenidae
Gene: AMELX
Product: amelogenin X-linked
Exons: 5
Coding region: 1-570 (189 amino acids)
Biological process (GO): multicellular organism development
Source: RefSeq, a predicted model, not a curated record
AUGGGGACCUGGAUUUUGUUUGCCUGCCUCCUGGGAGCAGCCUUCUCUAUGCCCCUACCACCUCAUCCUGGGCACCCUGGUUAUAUCAACUUCAGCUAUGAGAGCUCAUAUUUUCAGGUUGUCCGUAUUGACGGGACUGCAUCAGUGAUGCUUACCCCUCUGAAGUGGUACCAGAACAUAAUAAGACACCCGUACCCGUCCUACGGUUACGAACCCAUGGGUGGCUGGCUGCACCACCAAAUCAUUCCCGUGGUAUCCCAGCAGGCUGCCCUGCAGCCUCAUCACCACUUCCCCAUGGUGCCAGCCCAGCAGCCCGCGGUCCCCCGGCAAACCAUGGUGCCAGUUCCUGGCCAGCACUCCAUGACUCCAAGCCAACCCCACCAGCCACACCUCCCUGCGCCCGCCCAGCAGCCCGUCCAGCCGCAGCCUCACCCGCCCCUGCUGCCCCAGCCGCCUCUGCCUCCGAUGUUCCCCAUGCAGCCCCUGCCCCCCAUGCUUCCUGACCUGCCUCUGGAGGCUUGGCCAGCAACAGACAAGACCAAGCGGGAGGAAGUGGUGAGUACACCGUGA